This is a messenger RNA of Camelus dromedarius (Arabian camel), 4826 nucleotides long. It is a transcript of the gene BCO2, whose product is annotated as beta-carotene oxygenase 2. Bases 1270 to 2682 code for a protein of 470 amino acids. Gene Ontology annotation, biological process: retinal metabolic process; carotene catabolic process. Gene Ontology annotation, molecular function: beta-carotene 15,15'-dioxygenase activity; carotenoid dioxygenase activity. The record is from RefSeq and is a predicted model, not a curated record. The transcript is spliced from 12 exons. NCBI's taxonomy places the organism in Eukaryota, Metazoa, Chordata, Mammalia, Artiodactyla, Camelidae. Gene Ontology annotation, cellular component: mitochondrion.
AUAAUAAUAGCUAACAUUUUGAGUAUUUACUAUGUUCUGAAAAUUUUAUAUAACCUAACUCAUUUGUUAUUUAUAACCUUAAGAGCAAUCAGAAUUAUUGUUAUCCCCUGCUUAGGAGGAAACUGUACAGAGAUUUAAACCCAUGUAUUCUAGAGCCAGUCAGAGCCUGAGCCUACACUCAUAAGUGUUAGACUGUACUGCCCCUUAAAGGAAGUAGCAUUUGAGAUAGACUUUGAACAAUAGAUAACAUUUCUUCAGGGAUAGAUUAGUGGGAUGGCAUUCAGGGUGAAAAUGAUUUUCUUUGGGGAAUUAGGAAAUAGCUGAGUUUGACUGAAAUGUUGCUUACAAGAAAGUAGAAAGUCUCCUGUGCUCCAAACUGAAUUUUUGAAAGAUUUUGAGGAAAUGGAAUAAGAUAUAAUAUUGUAAAAUAUUUUGCUAAAAGAACACAAAUCUUACUUUUUUAGAGGAAUAGUGUCCUAAGUGUUAGUUUGUUCAUUUCCUAGUUUAAAUUUUUUAUUUUUUAUUUUUUUUAGAGGGGAGGUAAUUAAAUUUACUUAUUUUUAGAGGAGGUACUGAGGAUUGAACCAAGGACCUUGUGUAUGUUAAGCAUGCACUCUACCACUCGAGCUCUACCCUCCCCCCGUUCCCUAGUUUAGACUUCUAUAUCUCUGUUAAAGUUUUAUGAAAUAAAAUAAAGGGCUGUAUUUUAUAGUACCUAAUUAAUUAUAUAUUUUACCAUCCCUCUGUGUUAGGCAGUAAUGCCCCAUGAAUGAACACUAAGUAUGAAAUUAUAGGCACAAUUUUCAUCUCUUUAUUAUAAAAUAAUGAUUUUUUUGUGUGUGACUUUUCAACUUCAGGUAAUUUCAGACCAGGUAUCACUGUAUAAUUUACUUUAUGACACCUUUUUCCUAGAAAUGCUGUGUACAUUAAUAUGUAUACCAUUAAAAUAGAAAAAAUUAAGUUGCAGAUCCUACUGAAUCUGAUAAAGCACUGUGAAAUCUUUGGGAUCACGUUCUGGUGUAUCUAAAGUCCUGAGGACAAGUUUUGAAAAAGUAUGUCGGAAAUUCUCAUCAGAAAGAAGUGGUCUUCAGUAAGCAGAAGAAUCUUCCAUGUAUUGCACCACUUCUAACCACGGUGGAGGAGACUCCGCAGAUCAUCUCUGCUCGAGUCCAGGGACGUUUUCCUAAGUGGCUCAAUGGCUAUCUACUUCGAAUUGGACCUGGGAAAUUUGAGUUUGGGAAGGAUAGGUACAACCACUGGUUUGAUGGAAUGGCUUUACUUCACCAGUUCAAGAUGGAGAAGGGCACAGUGACAUAUAGGAGCAAGUUUCUACAGAGCGAUACAUAUAAGGCCAACAGUGCUCGUGACCGAAUUGUGAUCUCAGAAUUUGGCACACUGGCUCUCCCUGAUCCAUGCAAGAGUGUUUUUGAACGUUUCAUGUCAAAAUUUGAGCUGCCUGCAAUGACUGACAACACCAACGUCAACUAUGUGCGGUACAAGGGUGAUUACUACAUUAGUACAGAAACCAACUUUAUGAAUAAAGUGGACAUUGAAACCCUGGAAAAAACAGAAAAGGUAGACUGGAGCAAAUUUAUUGCUGUGAAUGGAGCAACUGCACAUCCUCAUUAUGACCCAGAUGGAACAGCAUACAACAUGGGGAACUCCUAUGGGCCACAUGGUUCUUGCUAUAAUGUUAUUCGGGUUCCUCCAGAGAAAGAGGAGCCUGGGGAGACAAUGCAUGGAGCCCAGGUGAUAUGUUCUAUUGUUUCUACAGAGAGGAUGAAACCUUCUUACUACCACAGCUUUGGAAUGACAAAGAACUACAUAAUCUUCAUUGAACAGCCUCUAAAGAUGAAUCUGUGGAAAAUCAUCACUUCUAAAAUCUGGGGAAAGGCCUUUUCAGAUGGAAUAAGCUGGGAACCCCAGUAUAAUACACGGUUUCAUGUGGUGGAUAAGCACACUGGUCAGCUUCUUCCAGGGAUGUACUACAGUAAACCUUUUGUUACUUUUCACCAAAUCAAUGCCUUUGAGGACCAAGGCUGUGUUGUAAUUGAUUUGUGCUGUCAAGAUGAUGGAAGAAGCCUAGAAGUUUACCAGCUACAGAAUCUUAGAAAAGCUGGAACAGGGCUUGAUCAGGUCUAUAAUUCAGUAGCUAGAUCUUUCCCUCGAAGAUUUGUUUUGCCCUUACAUGUCAGUCUGAAUGCCCCCGAGAGAGAGAACCUCAGUCCGUUGUCCUAUUCUUCAGCCAGUGCUGUGAAACAGGCUGAUGGAAAGAUUUGGUGCUCUUAUGAAAAUCUGUAUCCCGAGGACCUAGAAGAAGAAGGAGGUGUUGAAUUUCCCCAGAUCAACUAUGGCCAGUUCAGUGGCAAAAAGUAUAAUUUCUUCUAUGGAUGUGGCUUUCGGCAUUUGGUGGGGGAUUCUCUGAUCAAGGUUGAUGUGGUGAACAAGACACUGAAGGUUUGGAGAGAAGUUGGCUUUUAUCCCUCAGAACCUGUUUUUGUUCCAGUACCAGGAACAAGCGAAGAAGAUGGUGGGGUUAUUCUUUCUGUGGUGAUCACCCCCAACCAGAAUGAAAGUAAUUUCCUCUUAGUCUUGGAUGCCAAGAACUUUGAAGAACUGGGCCGAGCAGAGGUGCCUGUGCAAAUGCCUUAUGGGUUCCAUGGCUCCUUCGUAACCAUCUGAUGGAACCACCACAGGGUCUGGGAACUAGGUUUGAAAUAAAUGUGCUCUGUACAAAAGCGAAAGCAAAAGGUGCACCUUACCAUCCCAACCUUAGACAUCUAGUUUUAAAAUUUCUGUUAAAAAUGGAAUUCAUGAAAUCAUUAUGGCUUUAUAUUUUCUUAGAGAUCUUCCCUGAAAACAUUAAGCAAGUGUUGAUACAACCUUUGAAGAGAAUUUUAAGUAUCUAUUUACUGGAUAUAUCUUCCUCUAGGUAAGAAGAACACAUGAAAGAAAAACUAGAACUGGGUCAUUAUCACCACCAGAUUGGUGGGGACAGAGGUUCCCAUACUUGGGAGAAGAAAUACACAUAACCAUAGGUGGUAGAACAUUGUCUGAAAAACCCCUUGUUUAUUCCAUGACAGCCUGCCUGUUGGCAGUGGUCCUAAGGUAUCACAGAGAACAGGAAGCCAGCUAUGUCAUGCUUGGAGGCUUCUUCUAAACUGGCUGUUCCUCUGCUUCCACAGCAGGUGCCACUGCAGUUGAACCACCCGCUACCACAUCCCUUCCCACCCCAGAUUAGCCUUGGGAGGGUGCUGCCUGGAGGGGCAUUGUUUAACAUCAGGCAUUUCUUCAAAUCUCCAGCCUUACAGUUCUUCAGAGAUUGAGGAACAGUUGGUAGUUCUUCAUCUAGUUGGGCAGCAGGUGGCGUCUAGACCUUCUAAUCUCCACAUCUCUACAUCCCCAUCAUUUUUACCAACAGUCCAGACCAGCCAAGAUCUGUCACUUAAGCCACAUGAUAAAAUCCCUUUUCCCCUUUUCCUUCAGUUACACUCCUUUCUUCUGCUGAACUCCCACCCAGGGCCAGUUAAACUGUGCAUCUCUAUGUGCCUGUUGAGUGUGGCUGGAGGGGCGCCCCGGACGUGUAGUUUGGGGCGAUGUGAACGCAUUAGGCUCACUGCACAGUUGUAGAGCAACACAAGUUCUUCUCAGUUUUCCUUCAGAGUUAUUAUAAAUGAUGCAGACCCUGUUCUCUUUAGUGAAGUGUCCCAUACAUACAGAUGCCACAUGCUGGGGUUUACCUUGUGGCCAUAAAGUAAAAGCUCUGAGUUUUGUGGCUGGGUUGGUGAGUCACAGAACAACAGCAAUAGAUACGGAAUGGCAGGAAGAUGUCUAAACGGAAUGAAUACAGUGGAUGUGGGAGCUCAGAGGCUGAGACAACCACAGACCAUAAAUCCCCCGUUACUUCACAGAAGGCUUCGAAAAGGCAUUGCACUUGCACCCUCUCCUCCCUCCCUGAGAUGAGACAUGAAAGUUUGAUUCAGAUCUUAUCUGGUGAAUGAAGGAAACUCCAGUCGACAUCUGGGAGUUACACAGAUAUUUUAUAAUCUAGGUGCAUAUGGCUGGUAAUCCAGUGUAGAAAGUUCUGGAAAUUGAAUGAACUCAAAGCCUAGGCAGGGCCUCUUCCUCUCCCUAAGUCCAACUCAUCACUGGACAGUGUCCCGAGACUCAAGGAAAGGGUGUAUAAAGUGCACAAGUGAGGGGAAAAGGAAUUAGGGUGCACCCUAGUGACCUUAUCUUAAUUACAUCUGCAAAGACACAAUUUCCAAAUAAAGCCAUAUUCUGAAGUACUGCAAGUCGGGACUUCAACCAUUUAACUUUGUGGGGACACAAUUCAAUCCAUAACAGGAUGACUGAGAGUGAAUUUGGUGAGUACCUUUAUACAGAAUUAGCUUCAACAAAAUAGAACAAGAACUCUGCAAAUGCAAUUACAUAUUUUAUUGAAGCAAAGAAGUAAAGCAAUUUCUCAGAAAUUCUUUCCACUUUUAACCUUUUACUUUAUUUUGAUUGUUUAAACUGUUUUAGGAACAAAUUAUUUGUGUAAACACUAGAGUAUCUCUGAUGCAGUCAAUGCCUGGGAAACAUUGUUUAUAUUGUAAGUGAUCUUGGGUAAAUUCACGUAUCUGGGCCUGUUCUUUCUUUAAAGUGAGAGGACUGAACUAGAUUUAGACUCUUAUUUCAGAAAUUUCUGGUUUAUAAUUAUUCGAAGUUCUUUUUUUACAGCCUGGGGGGGAGAGGAGAAUAUUUGAAAAUGUGUGAGGAAUUUUUGCCAUAUAACAUAUUAAUAAUUUAAUGCAGAACAAACAAUAAACAGCUGAAGACAGACA